CCGGAAGUUCUGGGGCGGAAGUGGCCGCGGGCUGGUGGGGGCGGACGAACGGGCCGCGGGGGCAGGACCCCCAGACAUGAGGUUGGCAGUAUCUCUUGUGAACCUAAAAAUAUGACUUUUUGCCUACUGCACCAAAACUCCUAAAUAUUUCAUCUGCCAUUUGGACACUUGACUUCAAUUGCAAUGCAACAAGCUUUAGAACUGGCAUUGGAUCGUGCAGAGUAUGUCAUUGAAAGUGCCCGUCAGAGACCUCCCAAACGAAAAUAUUUAUCCGGUGGAAGAAAAUCAGUAUUUCAAAAACUAUAUGACUUGUAUAUAGAAGAAUGUGAAAAAGAGCCUGAAAUAAAGCAGAAGCUGAGGCGAAAUGUGAACUUACUUGAGAAGCUGGUUAUGCAGGAGACGUUGUCAUGUCUGGUAGUGAACCUCUAUCCAGGGAAUGAGGGUUAUUCGCUGAUGCUCAGGGGAAAAAAUGGAUCAGAUUCUGAGACCAUUCGAAUGCCUUAUGAGGAAGGUGAACUCCUUGAAUAUUUGGAUGCAGAGGAGCUGCCACCUAUUUUGGUUGACCUUUUAGAAAAAUCUCAGGUUAAUAUUUUUCAUUGUGGGUGUGUCAUAGCAGAAAUACGUGACUACAGGCAGUCUGGUAAUAUGAAAUCUCCAACAUACCAAAGCAAACAUGUUCUUCUGCGUCCAACAAUGCAGACUUUAAUUUGUGAUGUGCAUUCUAUAACAAGCGACAACCACAAAUGGACACAGGAAGACAAACUUCUACUUGAGAGCCAGCUUAUUUUAGCUACAGCCGAGCCUUUGUGUCUUGAUCCUUCAGUAGCAGUAACCUGCACAACAAACAGACUCCUCUAUAACAAACAGAAGAUGAACACUCGCCCAAUGAAACGGUGUUUCAAGAGAUAUUCCAGGUCAUCUCCGAAUCGGCAGCAGGAUGUGGCACAUUAUCCAACUCCACCUCAGCUCAGAAUACUUGACUACUUACAGAAAAGAAAGGAAAGGAAAGGAGCCCAGCAGUAUGACCUCAAAAUUUCUAAAGCUGGGAAUUGUGUAGAUAUGUGGAAACAGAACCCUUGCUACUUGACUGCACCUUCUGAAGUUGAUGUGGAAAAAUAUGCCAAAGUGGAAAAGUCUGUCAAACCUGAUGACUCUCAACCUACUGUCUGGCCAGCACAUGAGAUAAGAGAUGAUUAUGUGUUUGAAUGUGAAGUUGGUAAUCAACUUCAGAAAACAAAACUGACCAUUUUUCAGUCCCUUGGUAAUCCGCUGUACUAUGGUAAAAUACAGACGUUCAAAGGCAGUGAGGAGAAUGAUAGCCCAGUAACUCCAUCACAGUUCCUUAUUGGUUCCAAGACUGAUGCUGAAAGGGUAGUGAACCAAUACCAGGAACUAGUUCAAAGUGAAGCUAAAUGUCCAGUGAAGAUGGUUCAUAAUUCAGGUGGAUCUGUCAACCUAAGUCAUCUUUCUCCAGGGAAGGAAAUGGAACAGCCAGAGAGUCUAUCAGGGUCCGUGCAGUCUUCAGUAUUGGGGAAAGGUGUAAAACAUCGACCUCCUCCUAUCAAACUACCUUCAAGUUCAGGAAGUAGUUCUUCAGGUAAUAUUUUUAGUCCACAGCAGUCAAGUGGCCACCUAAAAUCCCCAACUCCUCCUCCUCCUUCUAAGCCUCCCAGUCUUUCUCGGAAACAGUCUAUGGAUCUUAGUCAAGUUAGCAUGCUUUCUCCAGCUGCCAUGUCUCCUGCGAGCUCUUCACAAAGGUCUGGAACUCCUAAACCAUCUACUCCUACUCCAACCAACACCCCUUCAUCGACCCCACACCCUCCUGACGCUCAGAGCUCAACUCCUAUUACCCCUUCUGCCACCCCUACUCCCCAAGAUUCAGGCUUCACCCCUCAGCCCACUUUGUUAACCCCGUUUGCUCAGCAGCAAAUGUCUCUGAGCCAGGCAUUGCCUGUAAUGACCAUUCCUCUUUCCACCAUGGUAACAUCCAUUACUACAGGAACCACCUCCACCCAGGUCAUGGCAAACCCUGCAGGACUUAACUUCAUCAAUGUAGUGGGCUCUGUGUGUGGAGCACAGACAUUGAUGAGUGGCCCAAACCCUAUGCUGGGGUGUAAUACUGGUGCCAUAACCCCUGCAGGUAUAAAUCUGAGUGGCAUUUUGCCAUCAGGAGGUCUGAUGCCAAGUUCACUGCCAGGUGCAAUGCAGUCUGCCUCUCAAGCAGGCAGCCCUUUUGGUUUAAAAAAUGCUUCAGGUCUUCGGCCCUUAAAUCUGCUACAGCUUCCUGGUGGUUCACUUAUUUUCAACCCACUUCAGCAGCAGCAGCAGCAGCAGCAGCAGCUCUCACAGUUCUCUCCACAGCAGCAGUCCCAGCAGCCUGCAGCCUCUAGUCCACAGCAACAGGGAGAACAGGUGUGCCAGUUACCCUCAAUUGCUGAGCAAUGUCCAGCCAAUCAAGACCAAGCCUUAUCUGCCCAGCAAGCCGCUGUUAUUAACCUGACUGGAGUAGGGAGCUUUAUGCAACCUCAAGCAGCAGUGUUGUCUCAGCUUGGCUCUGCCGUGAACAGACGUGGGCAAAGCCUUCCUCAGCAGAGACUCCAGCUCUCCUCUGCCUUACAGCAGCAACAACAACAACAAGCCUUGCAGCAGCAGCAGCAACAGAUACAACAGUUGCGAUUCUUGCAGCAUCAAAUGGCUAUGGCAGCAGCAGCAGCACAAGCAACUCAGCUACGACACCAGCAACGUUCAGGCAGCCAGUCCAAAAGUAAAAGGAAAAGAGGCUCACCGACCCCUCCGAAGUCCUGAGUCUUGGGGGGUUUAUAUUUAAAAAAAAAUAAACGCAGAGGUGAUUUUUAAAACUUUUCUUUUUUUAAAGAAAGCUCAAAAUAAAAAUUUUUUAAAAAAUCAGUGUUUGAAAUGGCUGAUGGGAAAAUGAAUUUUUGAAGUAAUGCUGAUAUGUAUAAACUGUAUCGGGAAUCCAACUCUAUGGAGAAUAGGAAUUUCAUUUAACAAAAAGCUAGGGUUUGGUUUCUGCAAGUCACUUCAUAUUUUUAACAAGAUUUUUACCAUGUAUUUUUUACCAUUCAGCAGCACUGUACAUGGUAUAAGGGUGAUACAUUUUAGAAAGAUGAACUUUGUAAAUGUAGUAUUGAUAUCUGUUUAUUUAGUAUAAAAGGUUGGUGAACACUCUAACAAAUACAGUUUUUACAAAUCCA
Messenger RNA from Gopherus flavomarginatus (Mexican gopher tortoise), 3215 nucleotides. RefSeq names its product SPT20 homolog, SAGA complex component (gene SUPT20H). Gene Ontology annotation, molecular function: transcription coregulator activity. The transcript is spliced from 25 exons. Gene Ontology annotation, cellular component: SAGA complex. The coding region runs from base 184 to 2805 and encodes 873 amino acids. NCBI's taxonomy places the organism in Eukaryota, Metazoa, Chordata, Testudines, Testudinidae. Gene Ontology annotation, biological process: regulation of transcription by RNA polymerase II. The record is from RefSeq and is a predicted model, not a curated record.